AUGUGGGCUUUGGCGUUAUUUUUGGUGGGUUGUGGAGUUUUAAAAAGUGAAAGCUUUUCAAUUGAGGCCUUACAUCAUGAAAUGACUGACAAUGAGUUGGCUUAUUAUUUCCAAACUGUUGAUAAAAAUUUGGUGCCUGAGUACGAAGUCGUUUAUUUACCAGAAAUGGCACCAUUUGAGAGCGAUUCAUUCAGCUAUACUUUUGAUGCUUUCCAACGACCAAUCAGUUUACAACUUAAGAAAAAUGAACACAUUGUUUCUCCGAAUUUCACAACUUAUUUAACUGAAGACGACUUUCAAACGAUUUUGCCUAAAACACCAAACAAUUGUCACUUUAUUCACCGAGAUGAUUCAACUGUAGCUGCUAUAAGUUCGUGUGAGCCACGUUCGAUGCAAGGACUCAUACUUCUCGAGGAUUCAACUUUAGAAAUUCACCCUUUAACUGAGCGUCUUCAAGCUUUGGUAAAAGAACCUUUACUAGAAGAUCUACCAGCAGCUGAUAACACCACCCCACAUAUCAUAAAACGAGCCACUUUUGUUUCACACGAUGACGAUGCUUUUCCAAUCUCAAAUCACAUUAUGGCAGGCGUUCGAGAAGCUGCAAGCCAUAGGCCUGCUGGUGCUUUAACUGUGGAAGUCGCAAUGUUUUUCGACGAAGCUGCAUUUAAAAUUUUUGCCCCGUUUCUGGGUAACAACAAUCAGAAAUUGCAAGAUAUGCUGUUGGCAUACAUGAAUGGAGUUCAAGCACUGUAUCAUCAUCCUAGUCUCGGUACUUCUAUUGAACUCGUCUUGGUACGCCUCGACAUCAUGAAAAAACAGGCAUCGGCUAUGCCCCACUACAACGGUGAGCGGUCCAAGCUCCUAGACUCUUUCUGUGCGUACCAAAGUAGUCUCAAUACCAAAAGUGACGAAGAUCCGAAUCACUGGGACAUGGCAGUGUAUAUUUCUGGCUUAGAUUUUUACGCCUACGAAAACGGGAGAAAAAGUGGCGUCACAAUGGGCCUUGCAACAGUAGGCGGUGUGUGUUUAGAUAAAUAUAAUUGUUUAAUAGCCGAACUGGGCACUACUAAUGUAUUUGGAAAACCUUACCCUAGCGCUGGUUUUACCAGUGUCUAUAUUUUGGCUCAUGAAAUUGGCCACAACCUAGGAAUGCAUCACGACAGCGUGGGCAAUACUUGCCCCAAAGAAGGCUACGUCAUGUCUCCUUCUAGAGGCACAAACGGCGAAACUCAGUGGUCACAAUGCAGUGCCGAAGUUGUUUCAAAACUUAGUUGGGCUAAAUGUUUGCAUGAUUCAUCCAGACCCCCCACACACCUGGAUCAUUCGCGGUUUCUGGAUAGCCCAGGCCAGGUCUACACUGCUAAAAAACAGUGCGAAAUCUUACUGAGAGAUAAAGAUGCAGUGGUAGCACCUAAUCAAGACUUGUCAACGAUCUGUUAUAGUUUGAAGUGUAAAACACCGCAUCGCAGUGGGUAUUAUUUUGCAGGGCCGGCUCUUGAUGGUACUGAAUGUGGAAAAAAGAAGUAUUGUUAUGGUGGAGAGUGUGUGAAAAAAACACCACCUAAACCAAUGAAAGUUGUGCCCGGUGGGUGGGGACCGUGGAAAGAGUCUCCUUGUACCUCCGGUUGUAUCGAAAAAUCGCGUGGGUUUCAACUGCAAACCAGACAGUGCGACAGUCCAGCCCCAGUUAACACGGAUCAAGGAUGUCAAGGGUCGAGUGUCCAGUUUGGAGUUUGUCGAGAUGAUAAGAUUUGUAAAAGUAAAAGAGUGAGCGUAAUCGAUUAUGCUUCCCAAAAAUGCCAAGAAUUUUCAAAUUUGUUGCCGGAACUUGAUCCCAAAGGUGGAGGACUUCAAGCCCCUCACGAGGAGGCUCGUGUUUGGAUGGGAUGCGCUAUUUUCUGCAGACGAGCCGACUCUGGUGGAUUCUAUACCCCCAGAUUGGAAUUGAACGAUUUGGGAGUAUCCCCGUAUUUUCCGGACGGCACUUGGUGCCACCGCGAAAAAAAUUUGAAUUAUUAUUGCUUACACCACCACUGUUUGCCCGAGAAUUUCCGUUUUACGAAAAUUGACCCAUUGGACACAAUCGGUGAUGACAUUUCUUUCUCGCAAAAUGCUGGCCCAGAAUCUGUAAUUCCCCCCGAAAUCAAGCCUUAUUUUUCUUUAAGUCCCGAGGGUAAACCCCUGAAGACAGUCCUCAAACCGCACGAAACUAACAACCCCAAAGAAGAAGACUGGGAGAUAGAUGACUACAUUGUGAUCCCCGGUUUAAAAGAACGCUAUGAUUAACUGAUUUGAUUUAUAAUUGAGUAUUUAAUUUAAUUUAAAAAUAAAUAUUUUUUAAGCAUCA
This is a messenger RNA of Tribolium madens (black flour beetle), 2347 nucleotides long. RefSeq names its product A disintegrin and metalloproteinase with thrombospondin motifs adt-1-like. Bases 1 to 2286 code for a protein of 761 amino acids. The record is from RefSeq and is a predicted model, not a curated record. Gene Ontology annotation, molecular function: metalloendopeptidase activity. The transcript has 10 exons. Lineage: Eukaryota; Metazoa; Arthropoda; Insecta; Coleoptera; Tenebrionidae. Gene Ontology annotation, cellular component: extracellular matrix. Gene Ontology annotation, biological process: proteolysis; extracellular matrix organization.